Aedes aegypti (yellow fever mosquito) is the source of this 12202-nucleotide messenger RNA. It is a transcript of the gene enok, whose product is annotated as histone acetyltransferase KAT6B. The transcript has 7 exons. Gene Ontology annotation, biological process: regulation of DNA-templated transcription; nucleosome assembly. Lineage: Eukaryota; Metazoa; Arthropoda; Insecta; Diptera; Culicidae. Gene Ontology annotation, molecular function: DNA binding; histone acetyltransferase activity. The record is from RefSeq and is a predicted model, not a curated record. The coding region runs from base 435 to 10007 and encodes 3190 amino acids. Gene Ontology annotation, cellular component: nucleosome; MOZ/MORF histone acetyltransferase complex.
GAAGGUAAACCCACUCACUGCGCGGUCUUCGUUUCACAAAUGAAAAAAUUAGCCAUUUUGUCAAAGAAGUACGCAGUGGAAGUUGCGAUGUGUGUAUCAAUAAAAUAACAGUUCUGUGGAAAUUGGUUAUCGAUUAAUUUGUGGGAAAUCGUUUGGUGAAAGCUUGGUGCGUGCAAGCAAACCGGAAUUGGUCGGAGAAAAGCUAAAAGUGAGGUUUUAAGGAGCGUUUUGUUAUUCGGUCCCAAGGAAUACGAAAUCAAAAUUGGUGGAAAGGGCCUGCGGAAGGCUUCCGAACAGAAAAAAAAUUGCCGUCGGUCGAAAAGAUUCAUAGAAGCGGCCUUAGAUUAAUGGAUCAAACGCAUUAAUACUAUUAUCAUAAGAUAGCUGAACUCCACGGAGGCCCAUUUUACGUGAAUUGCAGUCACUACAGCAAAAUGCGUGAAAACUCGGAAGACGUCAGCCCUCAGGUGUGGAAGGAGUGGAUUCUUGAAGCAAUACGACGCAUUCGUUGCCAGAAGCAGCGUCCUAGCGUUCAGAGGAUCUGCCAAGCAAUUGGUAGCCACCAUAAAUUCCAUGAGGACAUUGUGGCAGAAAAGCUCGAGGAAGCCGUUGAAGCUGGAUCAGUGCUUAAAGUGUAUAACAAAGGACUACAUUCGUAUAAGGCCCCCACGAACACCCAGAGACGCGUAUUGCUGGUCACGAAUGACAGUGACUUGUCAAGACUAGUGGUAAAAGCCGUGCGGGACCUUGGAGAAUGCGAUGGAUCAAGUUUGAAGUCAAUCGAAAACUAUGUUCAGCAGACAAACAAUUUGAACAUAAGUAGCGGAACGGAUUUCGGCUUAGUGAUAAAAAACUCAAUCCGUAUAGCAUCGGAGGAAGGAAGUCUUCUGCAGGAAGCUAAACUGUACAAACUGGGAAGCUUGGAUAAACCUUUGAUUAGAAGAAAAUCGUCCUCACCGAAGAAAAAGGACAAAAUUUUGAAUGAAGCGUCGACUAAGAAAACAACUAACAUCGUCUGCGUCGAAUGUCUCGGUACAGAAGCAAAAGGCCCUUCUGGACUGCCAGAGCCUUUAAGUUCGUGUAAUGGUUGUGGUAUGUCGUUGCAUAAUAAGUGCGCAAAUGGGGAUGAUACUACCGUACCAUUGGCUGCGUUGGUGAAAAAAGGCAAUAAAUGGUACUGUGAGGAAUGCAAAUCAUGUGAUGCUUGUUCGACGCAAAACGAAAAAGGACCCUGUGUACUUAGUUGUAAUUACUGCUUGAAGAAUUUUCAUUUCUCAUGCAUGGACCCCGCCAUCGUCGAUUCUAAAAAGCUCAAAUCUGUUUGGAGGUGUUCUUCUUGCAUGGCUCUGUACAGUCAGAAUAUUAAAUCGGAAAUGGAAAGCACACCUCAGCCAAAAAAGCGACAUGAAACAGACAGAGAAGAAAAGAAGAAGAAGAGAUCGUUGCAUGAGACUCCAUCGAUGCUCAGGAAUAUGACGUCGCCUGUGCAAGGAAGCUCUAGUGCUUCAGUGAAAACACCGAAAGCGUGCUCUUCGUCUAAAAAUAACAAUCAACGUCGUAUCAAACAACAGCAGUCCCAGCUAUCAUCGCCAGAGCCUGCGGAACGGAUCGAGAAAUUGCCCGGUAAACAUUUCAAUAAAUUUACUUCUACUAUUGUACCAAACCCGAUGAUGAUGACGGCGAUAUCCAGAACUACUGGUAUCAAUGACAACAAUUUGUUCUUAAAUCCAACUACAAGCUUGUUUUACCGCGAGCAGACAGUUUUGCCACUGUCGUCGUCAGACAAGCAUCGUAUGUCAUGCGAAAAGCAGUCCAAAUCUCGUUUUUCUGCUUUGAAUAAUAAAAAAGCAAAACCUAAAGCUAGGCCUGACGCUGAAAGAAUGCAAAGUGAUGCACAAUUUACGAAACAAGUGAACGAACCAUUUCACUAUACAGACACUAGCAGUGCGAGCGAUGAAGAUGUCGCUAAACGAUUUAAAUAUAGACAUAGUCGGGGAAAAGAAUCGUCGAAAGUCUAUGAUGCUAACUGUCGUGCCGUUCAUUUGUCUGAAUCGUCAUCUGAAUCGAGUAGCAGUAAUAAUGAAUUACACAACUACACGACGAGUGACAGUUGUAGUUCCAGUUCAGACAGUACUAAUGAUUCUGAAGACAGUGAAAGUUCUGAAACUGAAGAACCAACCGUAGUGAAAGGUACUAAAAAUGGUGAUAGCAGCCAACAUUUUUGGCCAGGCAUCAAUAGUCAGCUUGGAUUACUAUCUGUAGCGCCACAAAUUGGCAUUCAUAAUCAGAAAACUGCUAUGCCAUUUGUUGGCAGUACAAUGAAUGCCAGUGAGUCAUGGGGAUUCGCCGCCGAAGCUAAAAAAAAUAUUGACAUUUUUAGACAAACAACAAACCCGGCAAUAACGAAAAGUGAUAGCAAACCAUCAGGUGUAAUAUUCAAAAAAGUUGAACAACCUGCCAAGCAAGAGAAAGAUAAAGUGAAGACAACUGACAAUUUAAUGCAAUCCCCUAAUAAUACCGUUCGUUCAGCUGAGAAGAAAAAUAGCUUACAAAGCACUUCGACGAGUGACCCUAGGUCAAAUAAAAAGCUGUCUAAAGAGUCCAAAGCUAUCCACGGGAGCUACGAUCAGCGCCUUAUGAUAAAGCGGAAACAAAUCGAGUCCACUGCAAAGCAUGACAAUAAAAAAGGUUCGGAAGCCUGCAGUAAAAAUACUAUUCUAAGUCGUUGCUUCUCUUCCUUGAGGCACAAUCAGCAGGUUUCUAAAGAAAACUACAACCUAUUUAUGAGCUCGAUCGGAGAAGAAGGAAUGCCUGAAAGGUUAUCUCCGAGCAAACUGGUGAAAAAAGCCAUCAAUGAGAAACACUUUGAACAGCAACAGAAAUCUCGCCUAACCAGCAACGAUCCGCAGAUCCUAAAAAUGUACAACACUACAAAAGCACACAGUUGUUCUAGUCUCUCUGGUAGUAGUAGUAGUAAUGUUGUUUUGCCUAAACCAACGUUUAGUAGUAAUUCCGUCGCAUCCAACAAUAGUGAAUACAAUGCUGUUCCGGCUGGAAGAGUUAAUGCAUCUGGCUCAUUACACCAUCUGCCGCAACACAGCAUAUCUCCCUCUAGAAUGGAACAACCUCCGUUGCCCAAUGGAGUUACACAAAAAGACGCUGAUCUUUACAAGCAAGUGCGCAACCAGGCUGCCAACUCACUGGCAGAGAUGAUGCGUCUCGAUGCCAAAGUUUUCACGAAGGAUGUCACUCCCGAGCCCAACACGUCGCCAUCAAAGAAAGCGGCCCUCGCCGCUGCACUGCAAUCGCCUUCCAAGUUUAUGGCCGCCCAGGAAAGAUGCCCAGCUGCGAUAGAAUUCGGAAAAUAUGAAAUCCAAACUUGGUAUUCUAGUCCAUUUCCUCAGGAAUACGCUAGAUUGCCAAAGCUAUUCCUAUGCGAGUUUUGUUUAAAAUACACCAAGAGCAAGGCCGUUCUGCAGCGACACCAAGACAAAUGCUCGUGGCGACAUCCACCGGGAACUGAAAUCUACCGCUGCAACGAUAUUUCCAUCUUUGAAGUGGACGGUAAUUCCAACAAAAUAUAUUGCCAGAACCUGUGUUUGUUAGCGAAGCUGUUUUUAGAUCAUAAGACACUGUACUAUGACGUAGAACCUUUUCUUUUCUACGUUCUUACUAAAUAUGACCGCAAAGGGUAUCACCUAGUAGGAUACUUUUCUAAAGAGAAACAUUGUCAGCAAAAGUACAACGUAUCAUGUAUAAUGACAAUGCCACAGUAUCAACGGCAAGGUUUUGGUCGAUUUUUGAUUGAUUUCAGUUAUUUGUUAAGUCGCGAAGAAGGUCAACCCGGAACCCCAGAAAAACCUCUCUCUGAUUUAGGCCGCGUUUCGUAUCAUGCAUACUGGCGAUCGGUUGUAUUAGACUAUUUGUAUCACAACAGGAACCGAUCCAUCUCACUGAGAACAAUUUCACAUGAAACAGGUAUUGUGAUUGCAGAUGUGGCACUAGCUUUUCAACUGUUAAAUUUCAUUAGAUACAUAAAGAUAGUGAAAGGUGCAGUUAAAUUGUAUCAACCUGUAAUAUGCGUCGAUUGGAAUGUAGUUGAGAUGCAUUACCAACGAAGUUUGCUGUCAAAAACCAGACGUACUAUAGACAAAGAGUGCUUACGGUGGACGCCACUGUUAUCGAGCGUGCCGUUUUUUAUCGACAAUGAUGCCCUACCUGACACCUCACCGGUGACCGACAAACGAUUGAAGCAGGAGAGGGGCGAUGAAGUUGUUAAAACUCCUGAGCCAGACAAUAGCAAACAUCCAAUUUCGGUUGUAGCAGCCCUGCAAAGCGAUGUUUGCGAAGAGUUCAGGGGAGUGAAAAAACGAGGUAAACGAUAUUCAUCUAUCAGGUCUCCAAAAUUACCUAAGAAGCCUACACCAGAGAAACAAGCCGUAGUACCAGAUCCGCCUUUAGUUGAGGAAAGUAAAGUGGAGAAACCGUUGGCAAAUAUGUUGGAAGCAACAUCAUCCGGCCGAAAGCGAGUACGACCCAACAAAUUUAAUGAAACUACAUUUGAUACAGCCGGAGGCAAGCCAGUAGCAGCAGCUGAAGUUCCAAACUCAACUGGUGAGCAGAGUCACAGGAAACGAAGGCGAUCGGAGAAUAUCGAAAACAAUGUAAUUGAACCGAAGAAAACCCGUUUAACUUCCGAAAACAGUGAUACUCCUUCAGCAGAUCCUGUCAAACCUACGGCUUUGACCAGAAGAUCGAAGGAGCACCAUAUUGACAGUUUAAGGGAAGAAGAGUCUAAUUCCACGUUGGAUGUUAAAAGAAGAAGGCGUGUAUCGGACCGGCGAAUAUCAAAUCCACCUGAACCAGUAGCUAAUGUAGCAGAGUUGAGUGUUAACGAUCAAAAUAUGACUACUGACGAUGAAGUGCCUGUACGUGACAUGCAAAAGCAUAGUCCCCUACGAACUCCCGAAACGCCCCAAAAGAUGAAAAAGCGAGCUGUCCAGCGAUUUGGCAGUCGAAAUUCGAGCAGAAUAGCGGCAUCUUCUACUUGUGCAUCUAGUGCAGAUAGCGAUGGUCAAGUUGUUACGUCACCAAUUGCGAAAAAGCAUAUGACUCUACCUGAUGUUUUCCAAGCGAAAUCAGUUUCACAAGAUAAGAAAGAAGAUAAUCCGUGUGAUACGGAUUCCCAACAUGAAACAACAACCCCAACCAAAUCACGUUUAGAGUCUGAGAAGCCAAAAAAUGUGUCUCCCAAGGACAUGAAAGUACGAAGUAGCAAGAGUAGAAAUUUGAGCUCAUCCAGCGAGUUGUCAUCUGGCGAAGCUGACGAUGAAAUGGAAGAUGAAGUUGUGAACAAAGACAAAUCGCGCAAAUCACCUUCCAGGGAUCUGUUUUUACGAGAUACCCAACGUGAAAAUGAAGCAGAUCAAGAUAAUAAAGGAUGUGCCAGUAGUCCGAAGGACACAGCAAUGGUGGUAGAUGAACAACAGGAGCCAUUUCAGGAGAGCAGUGAAACAGUACAAGAGCCUAUCGCACAAAGCUGUGAAGAUCCCGGGACGGAAUCGGAUAACAGUACAAUAGAGGAUGUUCAAGAUCUUGCUUCAGAUAACAACACGAAAGGUAGUGAACAUUCAGCUGAACUGAACCCUGCUGAAUCUGAAAACGAACGAACACCCAACAAGCAAAAGCAAGAAGCUGCCGAACCAGUUGAUUUAUGCGAAACUCACAAUAAGGAUGAAAACGAAGGCAAAACUUUCGACGAAACGAAGCCUUCAGAAGUGUGUUUUCCGCAAAUUGCUGAAGAGCCCACUGUAGCUGUAGCUGAUGUGACGGUGAGUCCUGAAACAAAAGCAAACACUUCAGUCGAAGAUGAAGUUCGUUUGAAUGCUGGUAACUUUUGUGAUAGUAAUGAUUCAGGCAAUAAUAACGAAAAAACACCAACUCCUGUAAAGGAACAAACGCAAGUAGACGAGCAAACUCCUAUAAUUGUACCGGAAAUAAGUUCAUUUAAUCAGACCGUAUCUUCUUGUGCAGAUUUGAAAAUGGAAGAUGUGGUCGAGGAGCAACUAUCGACGGUUGGAGAACAGAGUACAUCAGGUAACAAGAGUGACGACUUACCAAAGGAAUCAGCGAGAGAGUGCAAACCCAAUGAAACGAUAGAAAAGGAGAAUGACUUUCCUGUUGAACUCAGUGAAAAAAUUUCGGUUAUAACUGAGUCCAAACCGGGAUCAGGAGUUGGAUUAGAAGUGAGCAAAAAAAUGGAAGCAGAAACAAAAACCGAAGUACCGGCCAUAGGAAAUGCAGAAGCGGUACAUGAAACAAAUAUGGAUGUGUCGACAAGUCCUGCAAAAGAACCUCAACAGGUGAAUACGUUUUUUCCUUCUUUAAGCUCAAACACGGAGACAGGAAGCAGCAGCAGCAGUAGUAGUAGCAGCAAAAGUGGUAAUACAGCGAGUGUGUUGAAAAUCAACGAAAAUUAUGACAAGAAUAUGGAAUCUCGGAGGCCUAAGAUAAUUGUCGAUGUGAAAUCAACCAGUGAAACCCAACAAAAAGAACCUAAAAGUGAACAUUCCACGUAUGAUCUAACGGAAAGCAAAAUGAUUAUAAAUCAACAAUCCAAUGAGGCGAUAAUAAAAUCCGAUACGGAAGAAAGAGGAAAUAAUUCUUCGGACAACAUGGCGUGUGUCAGCACGAUAGAAGCGGCUGGAUCGCAUAAGAAGAAAUUUAUUAAAAAUGCUGCUGAGGAGGCUAACAAACAGUAUGCAGCGGAAGUACAACAGGCCAAAGAAAAAUCCGUUAUACAACAGUGUGAUGAUGUAAAAUGUUUUAACAUGCCGGCGACAGCAACGUCAGCUCCUACUGCCUUCAAUGUACGGGAUGAGCAAUUACCAUCAGCUAUCAAACCAGCGGACAUUAAAAAGGAGCCUUCUCCCACAAAGUUUCAAAAAAACGACAUGACUUGUCAGGCACAGCAACUAACCCAUAUUGGCACUGACAAAAUAAAAAAUCCCGAGUGUAUCAAAUCGACAGGCAUGAUCGACAGUCAGGCAAUUUAUGACGCUGUUCAAAAGGCAUGCACAGAACCGAAGAAAUUGAAAGACAAAUGUACUGGCGCCGAAGACUUAAAAAAGAGUAAAUCGGACAUUAAGAAAAUGCAAAACGCUUCAGUUAAGUCAGAAUCAAAAAACGAUACCAAAACAAGAGCCGAUCAAGAAAGUAGCAGUAAUCAGAGUUCCAAAAGGCCCGAAAGCACCAAAAAAGAUUCGACAAAAAUUUCUCCCUCGGGAGUUGUGAAUAGCUGCGCAAAGAGCGGAUUUGGUUCUGACCAAACCAAAACGAGCGUACAACAGCAAGAGAGUAUGAAAAUGGGUGGAAGUACUGCGAUUAGUAAUUCCAGGUCGGAAAAAUAUUCUGCAAAGCACAGUAUCCACGACGCAAAGACUAUUGAUUUGAAUAAAAUCACUCCUCAAUUUCCACCUAUCAACCAGUUGCCGAACUAUCACACCACUUCUCAAUAUUGGCAAUUAGAGCCAUAUUACCAAAGCUACAACCUAUCACAUCUGGAUGCUACUAACCAAAAGUCACCCAACAAGUUUCAUUUAGAUCUAGCUACAUCUAUGGCCUAUGGAAGCUUUUCUUCCAAUUUGUACCAAACUGCUUUUCAACAACACCAAGAACAGCAAUAUCAACAACAUCAACAAUCAUACCAAGCAAAGGAGCGUUCGAAUCAGCGAGCAGACAAGAAAAGCCAAUCAAAUCAAACUGCAACCAGCAAUAAUAUUGAUAUCAAUAAGCCCAAUAAAAAUUCAAAGGCAGUAGAUGAUCAAAAAUAUAACAAAAGUGGGGGUGGUAGUAGUGAGCACCAAACGCAACAGCACGUUAGUGGAGUCAACAUGACGGUCAAUGUAGAUGGAAAUUCAUGUGCCAAAUCUGGAAGUUCGUCGCAGUAUUCCGGUCAUAAUUCAAUGAAAGGAAGUUCAAAAAUCAAAAUGGAAAACAAAAGCAACGAUAAUUGUAUGAUAAGCAAGUCGAAUCUUGCGAAUCAGCAAAAUCAACAGCCGGCCCACACAAAUACAUCUCACCAGUCUGCUUCAUGUCAGAUGUUGGCAAUGCAGCAACAUCAACAGCAGCAGCAACAACAACAGGCACAUCACAAUCAACAAGUUUUAAACAAAGCUAUGCAACAACAAAUAGCUUCUAAUAAAGGAAACUAUUCAACCGAGGAGCUAAACCAUCAAGAGACUACUAAUACCAGUUCAAACAUGUCUGCUACAGAUCUCAAGCAGGGUGGUAGCAACCAAGAAGUGCAAUCUAUCGGAGUUUAUACGCCUGAUUCAACGACUAAUUCUGUGCACAGUUUGCAUCAAUAUGGGCAAUGUGAUUUAGAUGCUCAAUUGGGUUUAGAAUCUCCCGCAAGCAUAUCGAGUGAUAUGACAGCUCAAAAUUCCGUUGAAAGCAUAAGACCAUCCAGUGUUGCGCCACAUCAGGUCAAUCAAUACUCGGAUUGUUCGAUACAACAGCAACAACAUCAAACGCAAAUGCAACAACAGAUGCAAAAUAUGCAUACCCACGUUCCCGCAUCCAGUCCACAGCAGCAAUCGAUGGCUAUUAUCAAUAAUAACCCAAACAUUGACAAUACCAACAGUGGGGGAGGUCGUGGUAAGGUUCAACAGCAACAAUUACAAAACCAAAACACUCGUAAUUCAAGCACCAAUCGAUCUUCGACUCCUAAGGUUAGCAGAAAUACAGCAACUCCUGUCAACAAUCAUCAGCAACAGCAGCAGCAACAACAGCGUCAUCAUAAUCGAGCGACUCCACCGGUAGGUAAUGCCAUCCAACCCUUAACAAGUCCAGGGCUUCAUCACCAACAAUCACAACAACAGGCUAUGCAGCAACAAAAUGUUUCUCAGCAACAGCAACAACAACAGCAGCAUCAACAUCAGUUGGCAUUGCAGCAGCAAAUGCAUCAAUCAUAUGGACAUAUUACGGGAUCAACACUUAACCAUCAAAAUCAUUCACAAAAUAUGCACCAAUCGGGGUAUAUCACAUCACAAUUAGGAAUCUCUAGUCAAGCAUAUCCUCAAUCGCCAACAUCUUAUGGCAGUGUCCCGAUGACAACUGUAAUUCAGCAUCGUAUGACUGGUAACCAUACAAGCCUUGCAACACCGAAUAGCCUUCACAGUCCACAUCAACGUUUAGGACCGUCGCCUUCUUCUUGUGCAGUAUCGUCUGCCAAUAAUUUCUAUAUUCAAACUGGAAAUGUUAGUCAUCCACAGUCCCACACACCCAUACCAGCGCCUACCCCAACACCUACUCCAACGCCUACCCCUACGCCGCAAAUGGAUAAUUCAUGUCAGGCUGGCAAUAUACAAGGCACGGUCAGUCAAGGUAAUGUGAUACAAGGUUCCUUGUCAUGCUUGACUAAAUUGCAACAGCUGACAACGAGUGUAGAUAUGGUCGGAUCAUCUUGCAACACACCUCCGGCAGGUGCAGUCAACAUCACUCCACCUCCAAAUCAUCACUCUCAUGUUGGUGGUUCAAUUACUCCCUCGCCUUCUUCCCACAUGACGAAUCAAAAUGCUGUGCGUAAUAUUUCCACACCGCCAGCAUCUAUUCAAGCUCAAAUGCCAUCGUUAAACUACCACAAGUACUAUACAGGAUCACAAAACAGUGGAGGUCGCUUGGCGCGGAAUACUGCAUCUGCACCCAUUCAACACAUGAGCAAUAGUUCGAGUCGAGUUAGUCCCAAUGUUGCAAUAAAUCCCAAUCUAAUGUCACCAUAUAGUACAUUAAACACGUACCGCAUGUCCGCAGCUCAACCGACGUCUACAGGAGGCUACAUCACAAAUCCCGCCGCAGGUUUUAUCAACAAUGCCACGCAAAUUCCCGUUCAAAUGGGGGUUAUGAACAUGCAAUCACAAUAUCAGGACCCAUCGGCAAUCCAACGAGCGCAACAAAAUUCCAUGUACCCUGCAUAUUCGCCUUAUCUACCAGCCAUGAGGCGAUAGAAAAGCGACAAAGUGCAACAUCGUUAACAGUUAAUUGUUUGGUGCCUAGUUAAUUGUAGUUUUGAAUGAUUUUGUAAAAUUAAAAUGGUUUUUGAACUUCUAUUUUAUCUCACCUUUCUGUUAUGCAACACACCCAAGAUUGUGAAACUUGCGAGCAAAAAAUGUUUGUUUUUAAAUGUUUUAGUUACAGAUUGUUCUAAGUAGAUUCAAAAGACAGCGCGAAAUAUAAGCAAUACGUGAUACAUUUCCGAAAAUAUUUGAACAGUUAAAUGUUAAUGCAUUAUUGUAAACAGUCUCAGAUUUUUCUUGGUAUGACAAAUGUUUCCAAUUUACAUUAUGCGUCAUACGUCCUAGAAUGAACUACCAUGUUCAAGUUAUUCAGAGUAUUACGUUUAUUUAGUCAUGUUGGUAUUAGAAAUACAGUUGCAAUGCCCCGGGUCAAUUUACUUGCUCUUCAUAGGUAGUACCAUUGGCGUUCUUCUCAGGUGCAUAGAAUUCGGUGGUUCCGUACUGUAUUACACUUAUUUUGUCGGAGGCGCUGGAGUAUUUCCAACUUGAUCGAUUCAAUUUGUGCCCAAAAGCUCUAUGCAAGACGCUGAUUCAAAUGCCAGAGUUUUGGCUCCCCUGGAGAAUUUUUACAGCUCACUAUUAUUACCACGUCACUGAAUCCGUGGAGAUGGAUCCAGAGACGACAGGGUCACGAGUGACUUUUCCCACUCCUCCCAUGAGAUAAUCCGUCUGGGAAGCAUUCACUUACUUGGAGAAGUAUCGGUAUGUACUUUAUUAUGAUUGCAUUCACAGUCCUUCCGCAGCUGUUUCUGUUCUGGAAUCUUACUCCUACUUCCCUACAGGCCUGGAACUUGGCUCCAGUCAUCAACUCUAGGAGGUUGAUUUUCUCUUUUUGUGUACCGGAAACAGCAAGGAAUAAGGCUUGAGCUUCAAAUUGGGAAUUAAUUUUCCCGGAUCUCCUUCCAGGGAGUAUACUGUUGAUCUGCUGCUUGGUUCCAAAAUUCUCUGUGGCCAGAGAAAUCUGGGCUUUGCAGUUUUGGUCCAAUAAGUUCAUCAGCGAUGGCCUCGUCACUGAAGCCGAUCACAGUGGAAAAUUGCGUUUUGUACACCGCACUAGUCUUACAUAUGUAACUCAGGAUCUGGGGAUGAUCGUCAUUCCUGUCGCUUCAUCUUUGGCGACCUCUGUGAAACCACGUUCAUAUUCGUGUUGCUGAUGUUGCUUGCGCCGUUCCUUGAUGCGUUGCACGAACCGUUCAAAAUCCGAUGACGUCUUCUUUGCAUGAGUCCACCUUCUUCUGUUUCGUCUCUGCAAAUAUCUGGUCAGUGAUUUUCAUGUCUUCGUUCGUACGUUUCUUUUAUUUUUUAUGGCACUGCAACGUAUUUUUCGAUCUGUAUUGAGGACCUGCCAUAUUGACGAAAAUAGUAAAGCUGGAAGCGUCGGGUACUCAUCGGCAUUCCCCAAUGAAUCGUACCGUAUUUCGGUGAAGAUUGGAAACUACUCUAACUGUUACUGAAUCCAAUAUUUUUUGAAGCAAACGUUCGCAUUUUUUGUAAAAUUUGAGCGCUGUGACGCUUUAAGCACAUAGCAGAGCAGGUAAUCCAUUGCUGAUCACCCGUCCAUUAGCCAUUUUGUUGUUGCGCUUCAAUCUUUUCUCUCAGCGGCACAUGUAUGAUUGAUCUCAAAAUUUAAACCCUGCAGUUAGACCCUCAUUUGGGAAAGUCGUUAUGUUUCUGACAGGUGCAACUGCUGAAAUAAUUUAAAAUAAACUAUUUCCAGAUAGAACUACCCUUAUUCUUGUUUACGAACGAAUCCACUUUCAAACAAAAAUCAUAGGCCAUCGAAAUCAAAAAAAGGGAAUGGGUCAGGCUAGAUCGAAAGCUACAUUAAUCGCAAACAAGAAUAGGAAUUUACGUGUACAAUUUAUAUUAAUACCAGUUGAUACAAAAAGUGUACUGUAAUAAUAAAACCCUGUUUUGUAAAAAUAAGAACUAGGGCUGUUGUUGUAGAUGUUAAAUUUUUAAGAAACUAUGAUUAUAUAAGCGUACUGAUAAGGUAUGAUUGUAGCAGGUAUGAAUACAGAAAUACAAAUGUAUUUAUUUCGGAACUUUAUUGUUUCAAUUUUGUUGACCAUUGUAACGGUUUUCUCGACAAAAAUAUUAAAGCUAUACUUCAAUUUUUCCACAAA